This is a messenger RNA of Spizellomyces punctatus DAOM BR117, 1404 nucleotides long. RefSeq lists its product as uncharacterized. NCBI's taxonomy places the organism in Eukaryota, Fungi, Chytridiomycota, Chytridiomycetes, Spizellomycetales, Spizellomycetaceae. The record is from RefSeq and is a predicted model, not a curated record. The transcript has 13 exons. The coding region runs from base 1 to 1404 and encodes 467 amino acids. Gene Ontology annotation, molecular function: nucleic acid binding.
AUGUCGCCACGGUCCCAUACCCCAUCCAAAAGGAGCAGACCCAAAACGGUUUCGCCCCAAGCAAGGUCGAAAGGCCUUCUCGAGACCUCAAUGCAGUGUGGGCGAAAGGAACAGAGGGUGCUCGGGCACGAAGGCAGAGAGCGUCUUGGAAAUGAUAGUGCAGAUUUGGAAUCCUCCGUCGAGAAACGGAAAAUGGCCAAGACAGAAGCGUCAGAAGUGAAUAGAGUCCACCGUAGGAUGCAUGCACCCAAUCCCGUGUUGGAUACGAUUGGAUCCCUGGCAUGCUCGGCUGGAGAGAAAGAGCGUCGAAAGAGCGAACGGCCAAAGUGCCCAGAGAAAACGGAGAUCAAGCACAAAGAUCCGAACCCGGUGCAACCCAAAUCCCUUCAUAUUCCACCCACACCUACAUCCACUGUGUCUCAACAUCGUUCGAAAGAGCAUCGUAGCUUUCUAAUGCAAAUACAGGGGCUGGAUAUCCGCGUUGCGCAAGAGGAUUUAAAGGAAAUCCAUUCUGUUCGGCUGGCCGCCGACUCCUCUGGCUGCGUCACGAGAACGGCUACAGUAGGGUUUGGACAUUUGGAGGAUGCACAGAGAGCUGUGCGCAAUUUAGAUGGGCGAACUGUUGACGGACGGAUCGUCAGUGCUACCCUGUUAGACGUAUCCUCAUCAGGUAGUAGCGCAUCCUGUCCUUCAACGACCUCCGACCCUGCCGCCAUAGCGGACAUGCCUUCCCCACAUACCCGCGCUCCUCCUCCUUCCACUACCGUGGACAUCUACCCGAAAAUCCCGUCAGUCGGCACCUCACAAAACAGCCAAAAAUCCAUUACAUCCAAGUGGCUUUCCUUUGUCGACAAGAGCACAUACACCCCGCAUCCAGCUCUUGAAAAAGAUACGAUAGGAACAGGUGACCUCCAUCGAAAAGGAAAUAACUUUCAACCACAUCCAGAGCAAAGAAAGGCAAAGGAUGAUGAAAGCCAUCAUCAUCGACACCGUCGGCCGGGAAGGAAAAAUGGGCACAAGAGACGGAUGACCGAUUCGGAUAUGCAAUAUUACCGUCCACCUCGACGCCCUGAGAUUGUGGAUGAUCGGCAUUACCGUCCGUCGAAAAUCUACGUGAACCCACAUAUACGACAUUACCAUCCACUUGAAAGCUGGGACAUGCGAGCUCAUCGAAAACCAAGCGACUACUUCACUGAAUAUAGUCCUCUACAAAGACAAUAUGCCCCUUAUCCCUACCCGGACGUUGUCCAUGGUAAACAAGCUACAGGGAUGCUUGAAGAUUUGAGGGAACCGUGCACCACAACACGGACGUCCAAAAAACUAACCAGAAAACAAGUCAAAUUCAAACUGGACCAAGAGCUGGAAGAUUACUGGAUGGAGAUUGGUAGAUGCAUUAAAGAGUAA